UGAUUUUUUUUAAUGCUUUGACUUGCUUGACUGGACCGAUUUUAGACAGGAUGGUGGUUUUGAUUACUGUCUGGUUAAUUGUGUUGGUUGUCAUAUAAAUAUGGAGCGGCAGGAGCUUGGCGGGGAGAAAGCCAAUAGAAGUUUUUACACGUCUGCGUUUGGAGCACAUUCGAGUAGAUCUUCGUCUUACUUGCUGUCGGAUACACCAAACUCUCUGAGCCCCGAGCCUCUAUCAUCUUACGUAUCAUUUCCCAACGCAGCGUCUUGUACCAACUCUCAAGUUACUUUUGGGUGCCACUUCGCUAACAGUUUCUACAGUUGCAAAGCUUCUCCAAGCGCAGUGUUUCAGCAGCGAGUCAUGAACCACCACAAUGUUAAUGGGAAAGUAUAUGGACACUUGGCUGACAAACAAGAUGUGGUGGACUUCAGUAGAGCUGCACUACACUGCGGUGAGGGUCCCACCCUGGUUAGGGACAUUGGUGUUUAUCAAGGCUAUGCAGGACCCUAUAGGAUCCCUGGAUAUAUUGAUGUCCCUGUAGUUCAGCGCGCCAGGACAAGAGAUCACAUACAUGAUAGUCCUUUCGUAAUGGAGGAGUAUGAGCCCUGGAAUUGGUCGACUAGUUGGAGCAACCAAAUUUAUUGUUCGAAAGAGCAAACGGCCAGCCCAUGUAUCUGGAAAUCGUCACUAACAGACCCUGCGCCUGAUACCAGCCCUUUUCUUCGGCGCGGGAGGAAGAAACGGGUUCCAUAUACGAAACUGCAGCUGAAGGAACUCGAGCAUGAAUACACCAUUACGAAGUUUAUUACUAAAGAGAGGCGACGACGGAUAGCCUCCUCCACUAACUUGUCAGAGAGACAAGUUACUAUAUGGUUUCAGAAUCGCCGUGUCAAAGACAAGAAAAUAAUUUCGAAAAUAUCUAAAGACUUUGAAUCUUUUUAAUGAACUACUACAUAAACUACCUUUAUACGCUAAAUGUUGUUAAUGGUCUGAAGGUUCUUAUUUAUAGAAAUUAAUCCUAAUGCGCUAUAGGUGUAUCCAUUUUAAUAGCUUUAAUUUCUCAUUGAAUAAUUAAUGUUAUUCUACAAAUACCACAUUUUUUCCAUAUACAUGUCUUUAAAUGUUAAGGCUACUGAAGACUUAUUAUAUACACUUGUAAUCCUAUGAUAUUAGUUUAUUCUAUAGCAAUGCCAGUUCGGGUUUUUCAUAUACACUUCGGUUAUGUUAACAGUGAUAUUUCUUUUUUCCAAUUAAAUACCAUAGCAUCAUUUGUGAAUGAUUGUGAUUCUGUUGAGGUAUAAACAAGAACCUAUGCACUUGUUAUAAAGAAAUGGAUUGUUUAUUAUACACAUUUUAUAAGGAAAGUAUAUACGUUAUAAUGAAACAGAAUGUUAUUUAUUAAAGAAAGAAAGCUUUUUAUGGCAACAGCAUGAAAUACACGCCCUAGAUUCAACCACGUAUACAAAUGAAACGUUCGUGAUUUGUGUUUAUUUGUGAACACACGAAGCUAAACAAUAAAAUAACAUUUGCAGUGAUUUGAAAAUUCAUUGCAAACUUUUUUGUUAUUUGUUAUUUUCGCUUUGUCUGUAUUUGGCAUUGAAGGCUUGAAAGCUAUUGAAGGCUCAUUGUACUACAUAAUUUCAAGUUUCCCCUAAAGUGUGUUUGGAGUCGGGGAAAAGUUGAGCCACCAGGAGUGGAGUUGUGAUACACACAUCACUUUAUUUUCAAUAUGAAUAAUGUCAACUUGUCUGCUGUAAUUGAGUGUUAUUGUUUGGAGUGCUACACUCUAGGGGGAAAUCGUGUUUGUCAUGUUUAAAAAAAAUAACCAACUGAUUAAAAUGGUUACUCAGAAAAUGUCUUAAAUUGUUAAUAAAAAGGCUUCCAUUUUUUAC
Hemibagrus wyckioides is the source of this 1890-nucleotide messenger RNA. RefSeq names its product homeobox D13a (gene hoxd13a). Bases 101 to 940 code for a protein of 279 amino acids. Lineage: Eukaryota; Metazoa; Chordata; Actinopteri; Siluriformes; Bagridae. The transcript has 2 exons. Gene Ontology annotation, biological process: regulation of transcription by RNA polymerase II. The record is from RefSeq and is a predicted model, not a curated record. Gene Ontology annotation, molecular function: DNA-binding transcription factor activity, RNA polymerase II-specific; RNA polymerase II cis-regulatory region sequence-specific DNA binding.